UUGUCUCUCUCUCCCUCUCUCUCCCACUCACUCUCUCUCUCUCUCCUCAUCUCUGAUUAGAUAUACUGAUUCCCCAUUCAAUGGACGUCAUUUAGUGCAGUCUGCCUUGAGUUGCUUCCUCGCUUCACGCUCGAUUUCCGACCAUUCUUCUCUUAUUAAGUAUUCGUGUAAUAUUAAUAGUCAUGAAUAUCUACCAUUAGGAGUGCAGAAGAAGAGGCAGAUCUGUGCUAACAUGAGCUCAAGCGAGGGAACAGUUCACUGACAGAGCCGGGAGACGCCAAGGGGAUCUAAGAAACUUUAGAGAAAAGCAUUGCAUCUAAACAGCAGAAGAAGAGAAGUGGGAAUUUACCCAGAUUCUGAUGGAUUAUUGCUUUAUUUGAACGCUGGCCACCGCCACCUCGCCCUACAAUUAUCGUUGGCUUGAUAAUUUAAUUUGCACGUUUGCAAUUUUCGUUUUGUUCCUCUGAAAUUCUUGUCUUUUGAAGUCCUCGGAAAUCUUCGCUGAUGUUAGUGCACAGUUUUUCCGCGAUGGAUCGCCACGACGGGACCAGCAAUGGCACAGCCCGGUUACCCCAACUGGGCAGCGUGGGCCAGUCUCCGUACACCAGCGCUCCUCCGCUCUCUCACACGCCCAAUUCAGACUUCCAGCCGCCGUACUUUCCGCCACCCUACCAGCCCAUCUACCCGCAGUCUCAGGACCCUUACUCUCACGUUAAUGACCCGUACUCCAUCAACUCUCUGCACGCCCAGCCUCAGCCACAGCACCCGGGCUGGCCCGGCCAGCGCCAGAGUCAGGAGAGCAGCCUGCUGCACCAGCACCGCGGGUUACCGCAUCAGCUGUGCAGAGAGUACCGCAGAGAAGUGCUUCUUCCCUCGGGUCACGGCAUUGAGACUGGACUCACGGAUUCAAUCCCUAUCCAUGGAAUACCUCACUCUUUAGAAGAUGUUCAGCAUGUUGAAGAUCAAGGAAUUCACAUCCCAGACCAAACUGUAAUCAAGAAAGGUCCUGUUUCCAUAUCCAAGAACAACAGCAAUGUUUCUGCUAUACCGAUAAAUAAAGACGGGCUUUUUGGAGGUGUGGUAAACCCAAACGAAGUGUUCUGUUCGGUUCCGGGUCGUCUGUCUCUUCUUAGCUCAACAUCAAAGUACAAAGUCACAGUAGCGGAGGUGCAGAGACGACUUUCUCCGCCUGAGUGCCUGAACGCAUCCCUGCUUGGGGGGGUCUUGAGGAGGGCCAAAUCUAAGAAUGGUGGAAGAUCUUUAAGAGAAAAGCUAGAUAAAAUCGGAUUAAAUCUACCAGCAGGGAGACGCAAAGCUGCCAAUGUUACUCUCUUGACGUCACUGGUGGAAGGUGAAGCGGUGCAUCUGGCCAGAGAUUUUGGUUAUGUGUGCGAGACUGAGUUUCCAGCCAAGGCGGUUGCUGAAUACGUGAACCGACAACAUUCCGACCCAAACGAACAAGUCCAAAGAAAAAACAUGUUAUUGGCGACGAAACAAAUCUGCAAAGAGUUCACGGACCUGCUCUCGCAAGACCGCUCGCCCUUGGGGAAUUCACGUCCACAGCCAAUUCUUGAGCCCGGGAUUCAGAGCUGUUUGACCCACUUCAGUCUUAUUUCUCAUGGAUUCGGGACUCCGGCCAUGUGCGCGGCCCUCACGGCUCUGCAGAACUAUUUGACGGAGGCCAUUAAAGCCAUGGACAAAAUGUACCUGAACAACAAUCCUAAUAGCCACAAUGAGACGGGGUCAAAGGGGGGUGACAAAGACGAGAAGCACAGAAAGUGAUGUCCAGCCAACACAUCCCAAUUGAUGUAUGACAAAAUGCAUAGGCUAUAUAACAAACACUAGUGAUCAAGAUGAAACACUGAACGCACCACCUCCCGAUCUUGACAUUUUGAAACAAAACAAAAAUAAAAAAAUAAAAAAAUAUAAAAAUAAAUAAAAUAAAAUAAAAUAAAAAUAAUAAUAAUAAUAAUAAAUAAAUAAUUAAAUAAUUAAAUAAAAUAAUAAUAAUAAUAAAACAAUUCAUUUUAGGAUUCGUGGAUAAAGCAUUUCUUUAAAUCAAAAUAAAGCAGUGUGCCAAUGAAAGGAGUAUAGAUCUGCCACAGCAGGACUUUUCAUGAACUCCCUUUGUAUGAGUUCAAUGGACUGAAAUUCAGCGAUUUCCCCUCAGUAUCCCCAUUUAAGAUUGUAGCCAUGUGACAACAAGAAGCUAAAGGAGGAAGAUUUUUUUUUAAUCAGUAUUGUGAAUAAACUUGAAAAAAAAAAAUCUACAGCUCCACGCCAUGACUUCAAGAACUCUGACUUUUCACUCGACCAAGCGACCAACUUGAACUUUGAAUUUCAACACGAUUCACGGUUAUAUGAGGGAAUCGGUGUUCAUGUAUGUAUAUAUUUAUUUAUGUGUAAUUUAAUGGGAAUUGUAAAUAAGGUACGUCUGUUCAAACUUCUUUUUUAUUUAUCUGGUGCCUCCUGUUUUAGUGGGUUUGAAUAUUCGCUUAGUUCUUCAUGUGGUUUUAUGGUUCUUAGAAAACAGAAGUUUGGGGUAUUCUUCUCUGGGAUAUUUCAAUUCAGCCCUCUUGUAGCAUGUUGAGGCGACACUGAAGCAAGUGAACAAAUUUAAAAGAAAUAAACAUCAAUUUCUCUAUAUAUUAUUCUUAUGCCAUUCAGUUUUAGAUCGAAAAAGGUCAUUGCAGAGACCCCGACGAUGCUAGUUUUGUGUAUCUUCUUGUUUUUAUACAAGCUUUUUAUGUGUUGUGCCAAUCACCUCUUGUUCUUCCCUCAAAGCACCACAAGAGCAAUAAAUGGAUAUUGUCUUACGAAUUCUUCUUCUUUUUCUUCCUUCCUUCCUUUUUUUGAAUAAUACAUUUUAACAUUUGGGACUAUCUGAUAUCUUGUGUGUCCACUGUCUAAAUUGGAGGCGGUUUUAUCUGUAUUGUAUAAACCUGUGCUGGCAAUAGCUCCCAUGCCUGUCAAUGUAUUAUAGUUCAUUGUUGCCCAGAAAUAAAAAAAAAAUAAUAAUAAAUAAAUAUUUGAUACGCUUCA
Molecule: messenger RNA, 3042 nt
Organism: Carassius carassius (crucian carp)
Lineage: Eukaryota; Metazoa; Chordata; Actinopteri; Cypriniformes; Cyprinidae
Product: transcription factor AP-2-alpha
Exons: 8
Coding region: 505-1782 (425 amino acids)
Biological process (GO): regulation of transcription by RNA polymerase II; regulation of cell population proliferation; anatomical structure development
Cellular component (GO): nucleus
Molecular function (GO): RNA polymerase II transcription regulatory region sequence-specific DNA binding; DNA-binding transcription factor activity, RNA polymerase II-specific
Source: RefSeq, a predicted model, not a curated record